GCUAUACAUUUUAUUUUUCUUGGACCUGGCAACCCUGAGUAGAUAGGACUUUGAUCUUGCAUGGCUAAUAUAACUGCCCAGAAGUGUUGCAAACAUGCCUAGUGGCAUGAUUUUGGUAGUUGCACUUUUUUAAUCUUCAGUGCCAGACAUAACCGUAUAAUAAAUACAAACAUGUAAGUGAUUUGACUGAGAUAUUGUUUAUUUUUUUUGUAAGUUCCUUGUGUGUAGAAAAAAAUAUACAUUGUAAUGCAUUGUAGUCACUUUAGAUAAAAAUGUCUACCUAAUGCAUAAAUUAAAAUGAUGACAUACUAACAUAACUGCAGUCUGUGCAAAAAGGCUGUUUUACAAUUUUUUUGCAUCAAGGGUCACACCAACAAAUUCAGGAAGAAGGCUGAUCAAGAAUCAGUAUAAAUACGUCACAUCUACUGCUUCUUUUGCGCUUCACCAACAGCUUUCACACAGACACCAUGUUUGCUGUAUCUGCGAGUAGCGUUGUUUUGCUCUUUCUGCUUCAUCACACAACACUGAACACUGUGGAUGGACAGAUCAUUGACAGUAAUACUCUUGCCCGCAUUAUUGCCUUCUUUGAACAGACCUAUAAGAGAUUCGAUGAGAAUAAAACUGAACGUCAGUAUGCCAUAGCCAUCAAUGUACCAAUGAAUCAGUGUGAAGCUGGAUUCAAGCCUUCAACGGAAAACUUCCUAACUAAGGAGAUUCCGGAAGAUGUGAAAAAUAGCUUUAAUAUUGAAGAAUAUCCAGUUUACCAAGGUGAGCAGCUGAUAGCUGCAGGAGUUAUAUGGAGGAAGAGAUACACUAUGCACUCUGAGCGUCUCCUGCUUAAUCCUACUCCAGAAAGACCCACGACACCCAUGCAAAACCUUUUAAACAAAAGACAAAAUUACAGCUGCACAGUUUUCUUCACACUUGACUCUCCAUGUUCAACCGUCUGUCUUGAUAAGAAUAACCCGUAUAACAUUCUUAAUGGCCUCAAAACCUGGAGUCAGCAUCGUGGCAUUAAAGUAUUUGUCUUUAAAAACUUCUGGGAUAAAGAUUUGAACCAAACAAGAGAAGUACUUGAAGGAAGAUAUAGGGAGAUUAUAAACAAUGUUCCUCUGUAUCGCUGUGAGAAUGAGAAUGAGUGUCAUGCCUGUGGCGGACAAAAUAAUGCUCCCAUUAAUGAGCACUGUCUUCCCAGCCCAAAAUGUACAUUUUCUUAAAAUUGCUAAAUAAUUUGCAAUCUCAGAUUGCACAUGAUUGAUUUAAGUUUUCUUAAAAUGAUUUUUCUUAACAAAAAAAAAAUGUUGGAUCUGAUCUUCAUAAUUUAAUUAUGUAAACCAGUUCAACAUAAUUGAAUCAAGUUUUCUUAAAAUAAAAUACAUUUCAAUUAAUGUUAGUUUUCAUUUUAAGAAAAUCGAAUUUAAUUAAGUGCAAUCAAUGUCCAGAAGGUUUUUUUUCAGUGUAUUAGCUGAGGCAUUUCAUUUUUAUCCAGAUUAAAGAGUCUGUAAGAAAAUUAUUGUUAUGCUUGCAUUACAACUUGAAAAUACGAAUGUCAAAAAUGAUUAAAAAAGUGUGUUUGUGUGUGUUUUACACCUUUUGUAUUUCUCUGUACUUCUCUGUUUUCACAAGCUGUUUUGAUACAAUCCAAAAUUGUAAAAGCGCUAUAGAAAUAAAUUUGCAUUGAAUAUGAAUCACGACUGCACCAAAGACUUUUUUUAUUUACAGCAAGUAUAGGUGGGUGAUUCUCACGAAAACUUGGUUUUAAAAAUGUCAAGCAUGAAAAUGUAAAAAUUGCUUAAAUUUACUUUUUUUCCCACCAGACAUUGAAAAACAAAGUCUGGAGUAAAUGGGAACAUUAAUUUAAAAACUUUUACUUAUCAUUUAACACUUUCUGUAACAUAAUUUAAAAAAUUAGUCCUAAAAAAUCUCAUUACCGCAACAGUCAGAAAACAUCAACACUGACAUAUUUUCAAAAUGACAUGACAAACCUGAAAGAACAUAAUUUGGAGAUUCUGCACAUGCAUUUAAAAUCAAAGUAUUAUGCUUCUAUUAAUUUAAUUAACAUUUAAUAAGCAUCUGUUGCGGUAAUGAUAAUCAAAAUGUCGUGUAAGCAUUCUGACAAGACAAUAUUUCAAAUUAACUGUAAAAAAAUGAUCUUACCUGGUAGGCAUCUUGAAGUAACUGGUCCAUGUGCUUGGUCACUCACAAUCAAACUUUAUUAAAAUUCUGUAUGUGUGCUUAAACUGUUCUCAAAAAGUGUUGCGGAGGAUGAGAACAUCAGGCAUGGACACAUCAUUUUCCUAAUUUUUCUUCAUUAUUAUUAUUAUACAUGAAUAUUCAGUAAAUAUUUUUUCUGUCAUCUAAAGUAGUCUAGCAAAACAUUCAUUUAUUUUUUUCUUAAUAUUUUUGUGUUCAUUUGAUUAAAUUACAACAUAACGCAUGUUCAAACACAGCCGGACACAUUGCGGUAAUGAGAAUUUCAGCAGAAAAUGAGAUAAAAAUGUACAAUUAUAAAUUCUUAUGUUGAAAUCACACAUUGUGCAAGGUAGAAGACAGUAUUGUGUUAAUUCUGAUGCUUUUUAAUGUUACUAUAUUACACAUUUUAAAGCUAAAAUCAUUAGUGCCGUGGUGUUUCAAUGGUUUCGUGAGAAUCACCCAGGUGCUUGACUCACCCUAACCCAGUACGGCAAAAUAUC
Messenger RNA from Misgurnus anguillicaudatus (oriental weatherfish), 2693 nucleotides. The record is from RefSeq and is a predicted model, not a curated record. NCBI's taxonomy places the organism in Eukaryota, Metazoa, Chordata, Actinopteri, Cypriniformes, Cobitidae.